Diabrotica balteata is the source of this 1518-nucleotide messenger RNA. NCBI's taxonomy places the organism in Eukaryota, Metazoa, Arthropoda, Insecta, Coleoptera, Chrysomelidae. The record is from the annotation of a GenBank genome assembly.
AUGACAUGUAUUAAAGAGGAACAAGAUUCCCUAAAAGAAUAUUUUAACAUAGAAGUUAAAUCCGAAUUAAAAGAAUGUCGAUUUGAAAGCAAUACUAUGCAGGAACCUCUUUUAGAUGAGUGUUAUUCAGAUAUUAAAAUAGAAAACUAUGUAUUAGAAGAUGUAGCUUGUGAAAUUAAGGUUGGAAUAAAAGAAGAACUGGAACAAUAUAACAUAGAGGAAAAAGAUUCCCUAAAAGAAUAUUUUAACAUAGAAGUUAAAGCCGAAUUAAAUGAUUGUCAAUUUGAAAGCAAUAAUAUGCAGGAACCUCUUUUAGAUGAGUGUUAUUCAGAUAUUAAAAUAGAAAACUAUGUAUUAGAAGAUGUAGCUGGUGAAAUUAAGGUUGGAAUAAAAGAAGAACUGGAACAAUAUAACAUAGUGAUGGAGGAGCUAAAGUGCGGUUUUUGUGAUCAGACUUGUUAUUUUAAAGAGAGUAAAACUCUGUUGUUUGGAUGUGCUUGUGAUAACUGCGAGAAAGUAUCAUGUAAGGAGUGUAGCAAGAUUUCCUCUCAAGAAAUAAGAUGUGCAAUUGCUAAAACCAGAACCAUUAUAAUAUGGUGCAAAGAUUGCAUAAAUCAGUUCUCUAAUAUUGAUAGCCCGAUUAGGAACCCAAGAAAUGCUGAACUAACCAUGCCACAAUUAUCAAAUGCCAUAAAAGAAAUGGUAAAAUGUGAACUUAGUGAGGGUAUGAAGAUUUUGGAACAGAAUCUUCAAGAAAAGCUUGUAAUGACGUCUAAAAUGGUGAUCGACAGCAACAAGGAGUUAGUGAAACUUUUGAGUGAUACUUCGAAACUAAAUCAGAGCUCUUCAGAAAGCCGGGUAAACGUGGCAACGCCAACCUCCCCUCCUUUAAUAACAGAGGACAAUGGCAGAUCGAAAUCAGCUGGCCAAGCAGAGAAUGCCAACGUUGCUAGCUCUUCUUCUUCUAAUUCCCACUUGCCAAAAGACCAGAAGACCUUGGUCCACAGCGAAAAUCUAGAAAAAGAAGAAAAUGUAACCUCAGGCCAAAGCAAACAUCGAGAAAAAGAAGAGAUCGUAAACAAAAACAAAAUAAACUUUGGAAACAAACAUUCUGGUGAUAAUGACCAAAAAUUUACCCUGGUACAGAGAAGAAAGGCCAGGAGAAAUGACCAAAACUUUGUUUUGGGUAAAGCGAAUUUCCAAGGAGAUGAAAAUUUUGCUAGUUCUUUUCAUAAAGCUUAUUUUUAUCUUGGUCGCGUAAAAAUGGGCAUAACACCCACCUUUAUUGAACAACAUGUUAAGAAGCAAUGUCCAAAUAUUAGGGAUUUUAAGGUUGAACCGUUACCAGUUAAAGGUGAAAAUAUCUCUUUCAAAAUAAGCAUCCAUCCAGAUGACAAGGAAGAUUUUUCGAGGCCGGAUAUAUGGCCUAAAGGCAUCAUUUUAAGAAAGUUUUGGAUUUCCAAUAAACGCCAAUCUGAAAAUUUUCAACAAGAUCGAGGAGAUCAGACCAGGAUAUAA